Phycodurus eques (leafy seadragon) is the source of this 825-nucleotide messenger RNA. RefSeq names its product ribosyldihydronicotinamide dehydrogenase [quinone]-like. The record is from RefSeq and is a predicted model, not a curated record. The coding region runs from base 1 to 825 and encodes 274 amino acids. Gene Ontology annotation, cellular component: cytosol. NCBI's taxonomy places the organism in Eukaryota, Metazoa, Chordata, Actinopteri, Syngnathiformes, Syngnathidae. Gene Ontology annotation, molecular function: NAD(P)H dehydrogenase (quinone) activity. The transcript is spliced from 6 exons.
AUGGCUUUGGCAGCAAAGAAUGUGCUCAUCGUGUAUGCCCACCAGAGCCCGGGCUCUUUCAAUUCCGCUGCCAAAGACACUGCCGUCGAGGUUCUGACAGCUAAGGGCUGCGCCGUGAAAGUGUCCGACCUCUAUGCUAUGAAAUUCAAAGCCACCGCUACAGCGGAGGAUGUCACUGGUGAGGUCAAGAAUGCCGAGCACUUCCGUUAUGCUGAUGAGACCAAAGCGGCGUGGGAGGAAGGAAAACUGGCUGCUGACAUCACCGAGGAGCAAGCUAAACUCUCAGACGCUGAUCUCAUCAUCUUCCAGUUCCCCAUGUACUGGUUCAGUCUGCCUGCGAUCCUGAAGGGUUGGAUCGACCGGGUGCUCACACUUGGUUAUGCCUACGCCAAUGAGAAGCGCUACAGUUGUGGCAUCUUUAAGGACAAGAAAGCUGUGCUGUCUUUCACUACUGGCUCUCUCGAGUCAAUGUUUACUGCUAAUGGCAUCAAUGGAGACAUGAAUGUAACACUCUGGCCACUUCAGAAUGGCAUCCUGCACUACUGUGGCUUUCAAGUUCUGGCUCCUCAAAUCUUCUGGGCUCCUUCCCACGUAUCCCGGGAGGCCAGCGCCGCCAUGCUCCAGGCCUGGCGCAGCCGCCUUGAUGGCCUCCUGGAGGAGGCCCCCCUGACCUUCACCCCCAUGGACUACUUCGAUGGCGAGAAGGGCUUCCAGCUGAAGCCAGAGGUCCAGGAGAAACAGGCCUGUAAGAAGUUUGGCCUGACUGUGGGCAUCCACAUGGGAAUGGCUGUGCCACCUAACAACCAGAUGAAAGCUGGAGUCUAA